AUGGCGACCGAGGAAGUCUCCCUCAACGGUCGCGAGACAAUUCCCAGUAAAUCGCCCUUGCUGAAGAAGGCAGCGAGUCUCGUAUUGUCAAAAGAUGAGCAUGUCAAAAAGAAAAGAAAGAUUAGUUUCAAAGAAGAAUCAAAACCGCCGCUAAUUCUCGAAAGUCAUCUUAGUAAAGUUCGACGUUUGAGCUCCACUGAGGAAAGUUGGAACAUAACGUCGGAUUCGUCUCCAUCUCGCUCACCAUCGCCAACCAAGACACCCAACAGCCUAAAAACAACGUUAAAAAAGAUUAAGAAAGAAGGUAAACGUGCCUUUUAAUGUGUGUUUAGCUCUGACAAGAUAAAUUCCAAGAAAAUCAACGUCCCAGUUUUGCUGCAGAAUUCCAGCUUUUCAGGUCGUCAGCAAAACUGUUUGCCCUUCCGACCGGCGAUAAAGCUUGGUCGAAAUUGUGUUAAGUUCAGAAUUAUGUGGAUGUUCAAAACUGUAAAUGAAAGCACUCGUUGAACGUUUAUUUAGCCCAUAAACUGCAAAUAUUGAGUGGAGUAACAACGAUACGAUUGCGAUGUUAUGUAUACCACAACGUUAUUUAAAUCGGGAUUGAAGUCAACUUUCAUGGUGACUACUCGCUCUUGAAAGUUUCGAUCGUACAUGUAAGUAAUAGGGUUGGCGAGGUUAUGUAUACCAAACGGUUAUUUAAGUCGAUCAAACACUUCGUAUUUACCGCUCUAGCGAUCAAUAAGUCUUCACGUAUCUACCCUUUUGUUUGUAGCCUAAGGCAUAAUAUAGUAAAAUGAAAAGUCGGUUGCACGUGUUUACUAACGAACACCUCAUCAGUUGUUCCAUCAUGAGUUUUUGCUCAAAAGGUAAAUACAUGUAGCUGCCUUGACAAUCGAAACGUGUCUCUCAGUUUAGAUUCAUGUAAUGUCAUUAAAGAGAAAAGAAAGCUGUUGUCUUGAUACAGUGGCAGUUUUAUGCUGUUUUGUACAAUCCUGACUUUACUAAACAUACACAUUCUGGAAUGAUUUAUUAAUGAAGGGUUUAUUAAAGUCAUUGCAGUUUGUAGGUGUUAUAACUGUCUUACAUGUCAUGGUAAGGAUUACAGGUCGUUUCACCUGCACGUCAAUUUGCCUACACUGAGGUCAAUUUGCCUACAUGAUCUAUUAAAUUUGUUUCAGCGACACUAAGUUUAUACAAGUAAUAGUAUUGUAUAAAUAGGAGUAAAGCUUGCCGAUGACUCUGGCAUGUUUGAAAGAGAUGCCAUAUUUUGUAAGAUUUGCCUCAAACAUGGCAAAAAAACCUUAAACCCUAGUUGCAAAAUGUUAUUAAGUAUUAAAAACUGCAAAAAUUUAAUACUCUGUAUUUAAAGCAUAUUAAAAUACACAAAAUACUGCACACACUACCACGAGUUGCACGUAUCAUUCCCACAUUCCUUUUUAUCUGGCGCACCCCGCAACUUCAAUGGCCCAUAACUUUUCAAAGUCAGGGGCCAUUGGCCGAGUUGUCCCUUUUGCCUUUCCAAUCCCUGUGGAGCGGCUGAAAGACUUUGUUUGGUGGUAUGGAUUUAGGUGAAUGAACAAAGCUGAUGACGGAAAUCGAGCCCCAAAAUAUUUAAUUAACUAUUAUUAUUGUUUAUGUUAUUGUUGUUGUUGAUGAUGUUAACAUAAUAUAAGUACAUAUAAUAUAUUCGGUUGCUCUCGUGCUUCAAGAAAUUAAAAACACUGAACAGGUGAUUAUUCUUUAGUUUGAAUUUUGAUAAUGUCACAUGAAAACCAGCUAUUGAUUCUAAUAGAUUUUCAAAAUUUGAUCAGUGACUUUCUGCUGUGGUGCGGCUUCUAAGUAAGCACAAACUGCUUACAAUCUACAAAAGAGAAAGCUCUCAAAAGCUGCUUUGUCAAGAUUUUUGAAUGUGAUCUGUGAUCAUUACAGGUGUACAUGUACAUGUAUUGCUGGUAUUGCUGGUAUUGCUGUGUUGUUGAUCAACAACAAAACAAAGUUUGAACUUAACAACAAUAAAAACAAACACACUUGUUUCUUCACAGGAAAGUCUGAAUAUGCUCCAUCUGCUCCAGAGAUAAUUUCCCACAAUGAUUUAAAACUGAAAAUCAAGAGAAACUCAGGUAAAUACAACAUAUUAUGAUAACUACGUUUAAAUAUCAGCACAUGUGACAUGUUUUUUCAGUGACAUGCAUAAGACUGUUGUUCCAGGAAGUCACUCAUUACAGGUUUAACAAAAGACAGAUAUCCCUCAUAACAUGAUAUGCAAUGUAAAUGAAAUAAUGCCGGAGGGUUUAGCUUAUCAGACUGUCAACGAAAACAGCAUUUAAUCAAGUUUAGGUGUCUGGUUGAAAUUUUGUGAACAUGACAGACCAAGGAAAGUUCAUGUGGUUAGAAGAGUGUAUGCAGUGUACAAUAAAAUUUUUCAGUGACUCAACUCCAGGAAACCAGACUGAUGAAAAUAUGUCCAAAAACAAAGUACCAAAAACUAAAUGUCACUGAUAAAAUCUUCCUGACAGAUUAACAUGUACAUGUAAUAAUGAUUUGUUUUAUAGUGGAACAUACUAUUCACAAUAGAGCAAUUUUGCAGUUUCCAGAGUGGGUUCAGUCAAGUUUUUAUGCAGUCUUUGCCGUGAAAAGUUUUAUACAAAACCAUACACGUGUGACGGCAGCGUUCUUUAAUACUUGAGGAAUCCGAGGUCUAUUGUAAGGCCUCAUGAUUGGAAGAGCUGUCCAUAGAAGUGAUUUUGCCGUAAACAUCGCAAAGAUGCUUGAUACUCACAGUUUUUUAAACCUUUUCACAACACAAGAGUGCCAUCUCUCAAGACAAGACUCUCAUCUUGCAAGAGAAUGGUAACUUACUUUUGAGCCGUACUGUAUUAAACCAUACGAUCUCACAUCUCUUAACUGUAGUUGGUCACAAUUUAAUUUUGUAAAAGUUUUACAUAAGAUGUCACUGUAAGAAAGUGACUGCUGAACUGUGGUGUACACUAGCAAGAGAAGGUUGCAGGAACAGUACUGCUGGUUUAUCUAGAAAGGGGAAUGGCUGAGUUUAAUCACUGUCAGGGUUGUCACUAAGAUUUCAAGUUGCCGGGUAAAUACAACAAGUAGGUGGGGAAUCAAACGGCUAGGGGUUUCUUUUGGUUCUAUUUUUCUUCCAUUUUCCAAUAAAAGUAGCUGAGGGCCACUCUCUUAGUAGCCGGGGAAAAUCCCCGGCCCCCGGCUCUUAAUGACAACCCUGACUGUACAUUGUUUCUCCUUACCAUAAUUAAUUUUAUUGUCGGAUUGUUUUUAACAGUUGAUACCAACCAUGAGAGCAAUGGUACUAACCUUAAUGGAGGAGCUGAUGUGAAAAAGAAAAAAAAGAAACAUAAAGAUCAUCAUCACCAUCAUCAUAACCAUGAAGAAGAGAAAAAAUUCAAUGACCAGGAUUAUAGUAUAAGACAGAAUCCAAAGGAAAAGACUCGUUUAUCUCACCUUAUUCACAAAGAAGUUGAUUCCAAUGGAGGCGCAUCUGUUCUCCAUGUUUAUUUGGAUGAAAUUGCAGGAUUAAGGGAAGAGAAAAUGCAAAAGUUUGUGAAACUUUUUUUCCGUGAAGUCUUUGCUGAAAAGAGUGAAGGUGUUGCAAAAAAUGUAAUGGGCAUUAUCCACAAUGCUGCAGCUUAUCUUCCAGAACUUGUACACUACUUUGGAGAGCACCACCCAAAUCUGACUGUCAAAGUUUCAUCUUUGUACAAAAAGUCCGAUCUUGAGACUAUCAAAAUGGAUGAAUUUUUACAAAGAGUUCAGUCUUCAUAUUCACAUGGAACAUACCGAGCUGGGCCUUUAUUGCAGUUUAGCUUAGUCGGGACUGUCCAGGAAGAAAGUGGGGGAUUCUUCCCAGAAUUUCUUGACUUGCUUGAACAAUGUUUAUUUUUAAAAGAAACAAUGCCAUGGGGGAGUUUUUCUACACUCCAUUUAACUGAUCGGAAUAAAAGUAAUGAUGGUCCCAUUCUGUGGGUUCGGCCCGGGGAGCAGGUUAUUCCUACAGCAGAGUCCAAAUCACCAUACAAGAAGCGAAGGUACUGUACAUAUAAAAUACUGUAUGUUGUUUUUCUUAGCUGUACACCAAAAGCAGUCAUGUUUUUUCUCAUUCAGAUGAUGCUGGACAGCUGCCGCCAGGUUGCCUUAAUUGGAUUUAUAAGCACCAAUCUGCUGAGCAUAAGGUCAUGGGUUCAAACCCCACUUGACCAACACUCAAGGUCUUAAAAAUACAUGUAGCUGAGGAGAAUGUGCUGCCUUUGAUCGUAGAUGAUUCAGCGUGCAAAGAACUGGUGUCCGAUAGCACGGGGCUAGUGGAUUUUGCUACUGGGCUAGUGAAUUCUGUUCUCAACUUGCCCGAUGGGCAGGUAAAGUUUUUUGGGGAAUUCAUAUUACAGAAGAACUGUAAUCAAUCCUGCUCAUCAAAAAAAUUUUUUAGGCUGGUUAAAGUGACUCUUGGGCUAAUACAUUCUAGCUACAGCUUGCCCAAAUGGCAUUUUGGAAAACAUCUUUUUUGCAAAACAAAAACUGAUUAUGCGUGCAAAACUUCAUGUACAACAUUUCACGACUGGUAAAAAUUUUUCUUUUACUCAGUGCCAUAAAAGAAGAGUUUUUCCAGUCUUUCUUUUGACUAAAUUUUAAUGUCUAUAUUAACGUACAUAAAAGGGAAAAAGCUAGAGCUAGAAAUAAAAAAAACAAAACUGAGACCAUUUUGUUGGAAGAAAAACAUGAAAAUUUUAUAAUGGUGGUGAGAAAAUAUGCUAGUGGCCACCAAGGCAAAAAUGAGCGACAGUGAAAAACCAAAUUGAUUUCACAGUUCUUCUGUAAUUUGAAUUCCUCAAAAAAAUCCACUCGCCCGUCGGGCAAGUUAAUAACAGAAUUCACUGGCCCGAUAGCAAAAUCCACUAGCCCCGGGCUAUUGGACGCUACUUUCUUUGCACGCUGUUACAUUUACCUAAAAACUUGAAAUCUUAGUGACAGCCCUGUGAUUAUCUUGAUUACCAGCAUGCAAUGAUGUACUGUAAAUUAAUAUUAUUUGUUUCUCAAGAAUUGCUGUAAAUGAACUCCAAAACCUACAGUACCUUCCCAGGGCCUCAGAACCCAGGGAAAUUCUGGCUGAAGACAGAACGCGAUGCCACGCGGAUCAUGUUGGACAUGGUUUCGAUAGACACACAACUGCAGCUGUGGGAAUCUUAAAAGCAGUUCAUGUUGGGGAAAGGUAAGCAGUCAGUAGUCAGUAUUGUAUCCUUAUUUAUAGACUACAUUGAUGUGGUUUUUCUUCACUGUCAGUACUGGUACAUUUAUACUGUAUCUCUCACCAGUUAGUUACAUUAGUAGACACCCUGUGAUUGGUCAGUUUAUAGAGCUUUUUCACUUGACGUCAUGGCAACUAUAUUGGUGUUCCAAAACAAUGAAAUGGCAGCCAUUUUGGUGUGCCAAGAACUCAUGUAGGAGUUGAGUUGUUUGAAAGGCACCCAUUCACUUUUUUUCAUGACUUGUUACCAUUUUCAUUGGCCAAUUCUGUGCGGGGUGACUUGUGAUAAAGUUUUUGACAUGCUGCAAAUUCCGUGGGACAAUAAGGUAACAGUGAUAAGGCAGGACUGUGCUUCACAGGUUCAGAGUACUGGGCUCUCCUCAAUUUUCCUUAGAGUACAGCCUUUUAAAGGUUUUAGAACUUUUUGCUUUUUGUUUGGAAAGGUUUAGAAGGCCACAGCAACAUCAUAACCUUUGGUUAACAUCUUUUGGCUCUUGGUUGACUGAUUGAUCGAUUGUACAGUGUACAUGUAUGAUUGAGUAGUUGUUGAAGAAAUACCUUCAAACUCAUUCUUUUUAUAAAGAGGUAUUUAUGUUCUGUCAAGCUGAGCUUUAUUCUGUACUUGCAGUCCUUCAAGUAACCGAGUCUGUAAAGAUGUGGUGUGCUUUGAUGCUGAAAACUUUAACUUACUGGUACAGAAGUUACAGCUGGAUCUUCAUGAACCUCCAACUCAACAAGUAAGGCACUUGUAACAAAACAGUUUUUCUGUCUGCAUCAAGCAAAUGCACUCAAAUUGUGUAGUACAUGUAGUAGACAUGACUAAGUGAAUUACUGUAAACUAUCCAACCUUACAGUUGUACUUAUUGCAUGUACCUGGCAACUUUAAAUUAAUCUUGGUGAAAAGCUCUGGAACAGGUAACUUUAAAAACCCCAACUGAGAAGAGGCCAGUCAGCUGGCUAUUUACUGGUAUAGCCAUGCCGCCUUGAGCUCAACUGGGAUGAACUUAAACACAUCUAGCUAAUGGUCAAUGUUUUUUGAGCUUAGAACAGCCAAAUUGCAAGUCUGACAUGUGGACCACUUGGCAAGGCUGUGCUCUAAGGAAAAUUUAAGGGAGCCCAGUGCUCUGACCCUGUAAAAUCCAGGGUGCCCAGCAUAUGAUUUGUAUGAAAAAUCUGAGAUUUUCUAGUUACCCAACAGCAAAAGUUAGGCACCAGGGGCCACCGGGCUCUGCUUGGCCACGUUGCUUCAAACUCUUUAGUUUUUCUUAUUCACUGGCCAAAUCAACAUAAUUUAUUGUUUGUUGGCCAGUUCUUGGAUUGCGCGGUGCAUGGCCUCUUUGAUUUAUCAGUAUUCCAUUUCUUUUAUUUAGUGUGUUGGCUGGGUUGAUGAUGCCAAACUUAACCAGCUGAGAAGAGAUGGUGUGAAAUACUCCACCAUCCGCCUGAGAGAUAAUGAUAUCUACUUCAUCCCGCGUAACAUUAUUCAUCAGUUCAGAACAGUGACGGCCUGUACCAGCAUAGCGUGGCAUCUGAGAUACAAGAAUUAUUACCCAGAGGUGAAGCAACCAGAAAACCCAACUGAGCAUCAAGGGACAGUCAUGUAAGUGACUGACAUUCUCUGUUACUCUAGUUGAAAGAUAUAUAAUUAUCAUUUUCAAGCUAUUUAAUUUAUAAUGGAUAAUAGUAAUGGAUAGGUGUAGCUCAAUGCAAGGUGACCUUCACUUGAAUGGUGAAAUUGAAAUAUUGACUCACACAGUCGAGGCACUUACCAUUUAUGUGGGUAAAUCAAAUAUUCCACCUGAAAAAUAUGUGUAAGUGAUUCCUGGCAUUCCAUUUGAAAAGCUUUGAAGAAAACACCCUACCCUUUUUGUUCAAAAAAGGUAAUCGAUCCAAUGAGUCUUAGACAGUGAACAAAACAAAUAGAAGACUGCUGCUGAGCUCACCCACCAUGGCCAAUGUCUCCAACCUUGUAUGGAAAAAACAUCUCUUGUCACCCAGUCACGGUUGAGUGGUUUUCCAUACAAAGCAGUCAUAAAAUACUUCCCUAAGCAUUACGGGGCUCAAAUUA
Messenger RNA from Porites lobata, 7340 nucleotides. Lineage: Eukaryota; Metazoa; Cnidaria; Anthozoa; Scleractinia; Poritidae. The record is from the annotation of a GenBank genome assembly.